CACCUGUGCAAGACUGAAGGGGAGGAGCCGUACACCUGUGCAAGACUAAAGGGGAGGAGCCAGUACACCUGUGCAAGACUGAAGGGGAGGAGCCGGUACACCUGUGCAAGACUGAAGGGGAGGAGCCAGUACACCUGUGCAAGACUGAAAGGGAGGAGCCAAUACACCUAUGCAAGACUGAAGGGGAGGAGCCGGUACACCUGUGCAAGACUGAAGGGGAGGAGCCAAUACACCUAUGCAAGACUGAAGGGGAGGAGCCGGUACACCUGUGCAAGACUGAAGGGGAGGAGCCGG
Molecule: messenger RNA, 294 nt
Organism: Staurois parvus
Lineage: Eukaryota; Metazoa; Chordata; Amphibia; Anura; Ranidae
Source: the annotation of a GenBank genome assembly